Messenger RNA from Acanthochromis polyacanthus (spiny chromis), 2933 nucleotides. It is a transcript of the gene ggcta, whose product is annotated as gamma-glutamylcyclotransferase a. Gene Ontology annotation, molecular function: gamma-glutamylcyclotransferase activity. The coding region runs from base 298 to 843 and encodes 181 amino acids. The record is from RefSeq and is a predicted model, not a curated record. The transcript is spliced from 4 exons. Lineage: Eukaryota; Metazoa; Chordata; Actinopteri; Pomacentridae.
CCGGCUGAUAAAUAACAAUAAAAACAGAGACGCAGCCUCUGUCUGUGUCCACAGUUUCUUUAUAUGGUAAUUAUUCUAAACAGGGAGUUAAAUGAUUUUUUUUACACUUUAAUUGCGAAAGUUGCGUGUUUUUAAAAAUCGUUUCAAUAGCGAUGUUGCUAGCAUAGCCGUCACCUGCUUACCUUUAGUGCUCCUACUAUUCGGUCCGUCUCUGCUUCACGGCGGGACGAAGUCAGCCUUCGGUCCCGGUAAAUAGCUGGUUCAGCUGGUCUUAGCGGUAGUAAUACCAAGAGAAAGAUGUCGUCUGCUGCAGCUACCGAUCGCUUCAUGUAUUUCGCAUUUGGAAGUAACUUGUUGAGGGAGAGACUGCAGCUGGCGAACCCCUCAGCGACAUUCUGCACCACGGGACGGCUCAAGGACUAUGUGCUGAACUUUGGCCUGUGGGAGAGACAUGUGGACAAUGCAUGGCACGGCGGAGUGGCCACCAUCGAGUUCUGUCCAGGCGCAGAAGUGUGGGGGGUGAUCUGGACAGUGAGCAACGAAAACCUCACGAGCCUGGACAAUGGGUUUUUCUGUGUCUUUAGCCAGGAAGGGGUGAGUCAGGGACAGUAUUCUCCCCUGGAGGUCUCAGUGGAGACUGAUGAAGGACUGAUGCUCUGCAGGACGUAUCAGAUGAACAACUUCCAUGCCUGUCCUCCUUCUCCUCAGUACAAACAGGUGGUGUGUCUGGGUGCGGAGCAGAAUGGCCUCCCAGACGAGUACCUGAAGAGGCUGGAGGCCAUCGAAACCAACACCUACAGCGGCCCCUCAAUCCUCGAUCAGAUCAAAUCAGUCAUGAAGUAGACGUUGCAUUUUAGUUACUGGGUCUUGAACUUGAAAUUGACAGUUGACGAAAAGAUAUUAGCUGUUCUGAGAACAUGAAGAAUGGGACAAAGUAGAGAAUCGCUUAUGAGCUGGAGAUGUGGUGACAAAGAAGUUUGAUCAAAAAAAAAUCUCAACAUCUUCAGCUUAGUAGAGUUUAGGUCUUCAACUGCAUCUCUGCCUUCUCUAUUACCUUAAUCAUGCUAGAGUGCCAUGCAGAUGUUUCUGUUACUGUAAAUAACUCAGCACGGAAAAGAGGCCCUAAUUUCCAGAUGGCACAAAGUUACAGAUGAUGUGUUUCUAAAUUAUUUUAAGGAACUUUCAUUUUCCUAUUUUUUAGUUUGAAAUUGAGGAAAAGGGCCCAAAUUACGUAUGCAUCAUACAUGGCCAGUACUCAGCAGCAGCUCUGGUGGAAGUAUCACAGCUUGUAUAAACACUUUUUUCUCUAGUCAUUUACAGCUUGUUUGGCAGAUUUAUUCUCAUUUCUCUUGCAAGAAUGAGCAAAUAUGUGCCAAACAAGCACUCCUCCUCCUGGUUCUGUGAGAUUCUGGGCUGCCUCGCAUCUUUUGAGUUGCAGCCACAGAUUCUUCAUUUCAUUUGGGUUCAUUUCUGGGGACUGUGAAGACUACUGACAAGUCUUAAGGUAGUCCAUAGUAGAUUCUGAGGUGUGUUUGGAUUAUUACCCUCAUCGUAUUGUUUGCUUCUAGAGUUUGCUGCUGCUUUAACUAUUUCUAUUUCAGCGUCAGGACUUUUUACAAAAUGCAUCAGGCUUCUUUAGAUGCUCAUUUGCAAAACAAGACAGGUUUUCUUCUGAUGACUCUUCAGUGAAGCUCAUAUUUGUGUAGGUGUUGCUGCACAGCUGUCUGAUAGAUCUUCCUGUGUUUUGAUUUGCCUUUCUAAUAAUCAUACAAGCAAUUCUCUCUGAAAGUUUUCUCAGCCUUCUGACUUCCUCUGGACCUCCACUCAUCUGAUCAGCUGCUAUUUCUGGAUUACAUAAUGAAAGCUCCUUCUUGUAGCAUUCUCCUGCUUUUUGAGCAUCGAUUAUUUUAAUUUUUAGAGUGCUGUUGGGAUACGGUUGCUUUGAAAUGCUGAUCCUGAACAAACCAUAACAAGCUAAUUAAGGGUGAGGGUUUUCUAAGAGGGCUGCACAGUGGACUAGUGGUUACCACUCUUGCCUUGCAGCAAAAAGAUCCCCGGUUCAAAUCCUGGGGUGGGCCUGGGAUCUUUCUGCAUGGAGUUUGCAUGUUCUCUCUGUGCAUGCGUGGGUUCUCCAGGCACUCUGGAUUCCUCCCACAGUCCAAAAAUUUGCUAAGGUUAACUGGUUACUCUAAAUUGCCCAUAGGUGUGAAUGUGUGAUUGUUUGUCUGUAUAUGUAGCCCUGUGACAGACUGGUGACCUGUCCAGGGUGUCCCCUGCCUUCGCCCGAGUCAGCUGGGAUAGACUCCAGCACCGCCCACGACCCUAGUGAGGAUAAAGCGGUGUAUAGAGAAUGGAUGGAUGGUUUUCUAAGAGCCUGAAUCUCUUUGGAUGCAUUAACAUUUGCGUGGUGCUCAUUUCUUUUAUUUUUUCCACUUUAGAAUUGAUAAAAUACAGCACUAAACAUGUUUAAACUGUUGAAGACACUGCUUCCUAUUUGUGGCUUUUGGAGAUCAGUUCUUUUUCUAUUCACAUUGCUGUUCACAGAAGGAAAUCUUUUGACUCUCAUGUCGCUCUAUAUCUAAUUUCAAUCAUAGUUUAAUAAUGAGAAUAUGUAACGGUGAUGAAGACAGUCAGAUGUGGUUAACAAAAAAAUCUAUCGAGUGGACUUUGUGAUGAGAUCUUUUGCAAAUCAACUUUGUUCUUGUAGACCGAUAUUCAGUUCUGAAGCAGAGCUGGCACCACUGUGUGGCCACAACUUGAUAAUACAUGCAUUUAAUAAGGAGACGUUUGGCUGGGCCCAACACCUUGUCUUAAUUAUUACCGAGUAAUUAAACUCUGUUGACAAAUGUAUUUAAUUUACAGAUGUGCCAGGCAGAAAAAUGUUUAAUUGCAGUAUUUCUCAGGGGAAUAUUAAAUGCCGAUGACACACUCAA